Messenger RNA from Stegodyphus dumicola, 783 nucleotides. RefSeq lists its product as uncharacterized. NCBI's taxonomy places the organism in Eukaryota, Metazoa, Arthropoda, Arachnida, Araneae, Eresidae. The record is from RefSeq and is a predicted model, not a curated record.
AUGAAGAAAACGGUAGAUUUUUUCCGUAAAACUAUUAAAAGAAACGAAGACAAAAUAUAUGAAGUAUGUUUGCCGUGGAAAAGUGGACGUCCAGAAUUAGAAACGAAUACGGAAUUAGCCACUAAACGGUUAAUGUCAACUACCAAAUAUCUCAUACGAUCUGAACAUUUAAGAGAAUACGAUGAUGUGUUUAAUGAGUGGGUUCGGGAUGGAAUUAUUGAAAUUGUAGAUAAAGACGAGAAAAAGGGACAUCCUGUGAUAAAAACUGGUGUAACAACAACAAAAAUUCGUCCGGUUUUUGAUGCGUCGACGAAAGAUUCCAAAGGAAAUUCCUUGAAUAAUUGUUUAGAAAAGGGGCCAAAUUUAUUAGAAUUGGUACCCAAAUUGAUAAUGCAGUUUCGGAAAAAAAAAGCAAUUGGCGUAACGUCAGACAUCAAAAAAGCAUUUUUACAAAUCAGUUUGAAUCCAGAGGAUAGGAAGUAUUUUAAAUUUCUGUGGUGGAAGGAUUUAUCAAGACGAGAAGAAAUAAUCACUUUCCGACAUUGUAGAGUGGUAUUUGGUGCUUCUCCUAGUCUAUUUUUACUAGAAGCAACUAUAGCUUACCAUCUAGAGAACGCUCCGGAUGAAAGGAAGCACACAGCUUGUCAACUCAAAGAAUUUUUUUAUGUGGACAACUGUAUUACGAGUUUAGAAACUAAAGAAGAGGCAGAAAAAUUUAUUUCUGAAGCUAAGGAGCUGAUGUCUUCAGCACAAUUCGAACUACGAAUUCUGAAAAAAUUGUAG